AUGACGAUACCAUAAACCACCUCCUGGGAAUGUAGGAAUUGUCCGAGUCAGGAAUGUUUCGAUGACCUUAGGGCACUGAUUAAGGCAAGGAAGUCAAAGGAAGACGCCUUGGGAAGACGUUUGGUAUAUGAACCAUGACGAUUGGCGUCCGCUGCUUCCUGCAAAGAAUGUACACAAGCGGUCGCCUGAUUCCUAAGACCUUCAUCAUUAAAUGCGAUGUCGGACGUUCUACGAAUGUCUUGUCAGCUAUGUGGACGCCUUUCGGUGGCAUCAAAUGUCGUCUCUUACACACAACGACAUCUCUGGUCCCAAGGAAGAUUUUGUCACAUUGAUCGAUGCUACGCCAAGCGGGUACAAGGGCUCUUCCCAAAGAUGAAAUUUUAACGAACCGUCAUUUCCAUUAGGUCUUUUUUUUUGUCAUUCAAACGAUCUCAAGAGAGAUGGAGAUAAGAUCCAAACAAAGUCAAUUACAAACUACGCAACCAGGACACAUAGUCGAACCUCGACAAGAGCCGAAGCGACAAACUCAGGGAUUUCUUGGCCACUAAAUGAGCCUCCCUAUUCCUCUGACAACCUACGAAACGCAUAUCACAAUUUCCCUCCAAACCCGCCAAUAAAAUUUUGAUCUCGCCCAAAAUUGCGCCCACCUAUCAUUGAAAUCCCCUUAGAAUCGUUAAGCAUUCUUCUAACUUAGGCGCUUUUCUGCGCAUUGGGCCUUAAACUGACGUGGUGGGCUUUUAUUCUCACUGUCCCUUGGCCCAAGGUUGCUAAACACUGGGUCCAACUCCAACAAGAAUGAUCCGUCACAGUGUAUAGCAAUAUAUCGCUCAUAGUCAUAUCACGAUAUCUGGGCAAUUAUCGUUUUCGUCAACUUACCGCAUUACGUUUUCAGUUAUCAUGAACGAAAAAACGUUUCCGUUUCUACUUUCUACGGUUCUUACAGACGUUUCACGCUUGUGUCUCCAGCGUUUCCUCAUCCACUUCCCGUUUCCUUAGCACAGAACCGCUUCUACUCCCUCUCGCCGCCGCCGCCGGCAGCAGCGGAGACUCCUUUUUAGUUCUUCAUCGCCACACAUCAUAAAAUUACGUCGAUAUCACUUUUCGUAGUUGGUACAUAUUCCAGGUCGAUCGGUUUAAAGCCUCUUCUCGCGACGGAACUCCAAACCACCGCUUCAAUCCUUCCGCCGGCUGCCGCGGAUCUAUUUUCUCCGUCGAAGACCCGGUUUUAGUUGGGGGGUUUUCAGGGAGAUGCUCGCCGGAUUAAAAUGAACGACGAGGCCGCAUCACCCAUGUAGUUCGCUCGCUGAUUCAGGUACUUCUCGUUUACAACAAUAAUUAUACGCACAGAGAGCUGAAUCGAACUUAAAUUGGAUCCUUUGAACUAAUCUUCAGCAACAGGGAUUGAAUUCUCGAUUCUGCUCGCUCGAAGAGCGAAGCAACCUGCGAUUUCCCUGCUUCAAUGGAUCAAGAGAGCGAGUUUCUGCCACAGUAUGAGCACAUACAACAGAAUGAAUUUUCGUACAGAAAGCACAAGAAGCAGAAGGAAGAGGACAUUGCAAUCUGCGAAUGCAAAUUCGACCAAAAUGACCCUGAAAGUGCUUGUUCUGAAAGGUGCUUGAAUUGGCUAACAAGUACAGAGUGCACUCCUGGUUAUUGCCCCUGUGACAUCCAUUGCAAGAAUCAGAAAUUUCAGAAAUGUGAGUAUGCUAAAACACUGUUGGUCAAGACGGAGGGUCGUGGAUGGGGUCUUAUUGCUGAUGAGGAUAUAGAGGCUGGGCAGUUCAUCAUUGAGUAUUGUGGUGAAGUAAUAUCCUGGAAAGAGGCAAGGCGAAGGUCCCAUUUUUAUGAAUCCCUAGGUCUGAAAGAUGCAUAUAUAAUUUCGCUGAAUGCUGUUGAGUCCAUUGAUGCCACUCGAAAAGGAAGUCAUGCUAGGUUCAUAAACCAUUCAUGCCAACCAAACUGUGAGACGAGGAAGUGGCAUGUUAUGGGGGAAAUACGGGUUGGAAUAUUUGCAAAGCAAGAUAUUCCAAUUGGAACCGAACUUUCAUAUGAUUAUAACUUUGAAUGGUAUGGCGGCGCAAAGGUUCGUUGUUUGUGCGGUGCAGCCAGCUGUUCUGGUUUUCUUGGUGCAAAAUCUCGUGGUUUCCAGGAGGAUACAUAUCUAUGGGAGGACGACGAUGAUAGGUAUUCAGUUGAAAAAAUUCCAUUGUAUGAUUCUGCAGAGGAUGAGCCCUUGUCCAAGCUUCCCAGGACUAGCAGUCCUACGUCCGAGUUGCGAGAGAUUAGUGAAUACCCCAUGUCAAUUAACACUGACAAUGGACCUGAAAAUUACUUUAGGCCUGCUGGUGUUGGGGACAUGGCACUUGAUCCAGAACCAGUUGACCAAACAGUAGCAUAUCCGGUAAAAUAUGAAGCAGCUGGAGAGUCGAAAAAUGUGUAUUCUCAAGACACCCCACAGCCAUUUGCACCAAAGAGUGCAGUGAUUUCCCGCAUCCGAAAGCAUCAGAUUGGUGGACCCCGUUCCAUCCCUAGGAAACGACUGAAGAAUAUUUCUGUUGGGAAGUCUAAACAGGUUGCCGAGAAGCGAAUGGAUGCGAAACGUGUUGCAGAACUGUUGUCCUUGAAAGAAGCAAAGCAGGAAGUUCUUAUAUACGAGGAUUUGAAGAACGACGCAGCCUCCGAGCUCGCGAACCUGUACAGCGAGAUAAGGCCGGCCAUUGAGGAGCACGAGAGGGAUAGCCAAGACAGUGUGGCGACCAGCGUAGCUGAGAAGUGGAUCGAGGCUAGCUGCAUGAAGUUGAAGGCCGAUUUCGACCUUUACUCGUGCAUUAUCAAGAAUGUGGCCUACAACAUUCCCAAGUCGCAGAACCAGACAGGAACGGACGUGGAUGGUGAUGUGAAGUACCUAGGAAUCUAAUGGAUGAUACCAUGGCUUACAAUCGGCUGCUGGUGUAGUGCAUACAUUUCUCUGUAGGAACAUUAUAAUUGUUUGAUCCAAUUCCAACCAAAAGGGUGAUUCUGUUUACAUAAUUCAAGACUCAUUACUUUGGUAGAGUUCUUAUGUAAACACCUGAUCACGAACGCAGCAGUAUACGCUACGAGAAGAGGAAGACUGAAUAAUAUGUAUCAUAGCAGCACCAGUGGUCUAGUGGUAGAAUAGUACCCUGCCACGGUACAGACCCGGGUUCGAUUCCCGGCUGGUGCAUAUUUUUUAUAAAUUUUCCACUCCAUUUUCACUUUUACAAAAUCUUCAAUUAUUUGGCCUCAUUUAAGUUUUGACUUGAAGUUCUUGAACUCUCAUCAACCAUAAAGAGGUGGUAAUAAAAAGGAAUUGGCACAAAUUGUUAUUUAUUCGAUUAGCACAACAUAUCAUUUAAAAGAGAUUUUGUUUUUGUUACUAUCAAAAUAAUAUGCUUGUUUUCUGGGGUUGAUAGUAACAUAGAGUAAAUAAAUUUGGUGUUUUGCAUUCGUUAAUCAUUGAUAAUAUAAUCUUAUACGAUUUCACAACUCUUUUUUUUUUUUUUUGGUAGAAGCUCAUUCAUUUUUCAAUGUUAAAGCUUAAUGACAUUGUAAUACGAAAUAUUGAUACAUUUGUAAUAUACAUACACACGUGAAUAAUUUUGAAUUAUUGCAAAGAAAUGUUUGAAAGAUUGAUCAGUUUGUUGGAUCGUACUUUGUAGAACAAAGUAACAAUAAAACAAAGAGAGUAAGUACAAAGAAAAGCACAUGCAUGUGACUGGAAUUAAUCAUGGAUCUCGAUGCAAACCAGAAUAAUAUAUCAAUUAAUUAGCACAUAAUUAACUAGUAAUACAUAGUUAGUGGUGAAUCAUAAUGUUCUCUCUUCAUUAAUUAAGCAAAAAGCAUCGCCGUUGGAUAGUGGUAAUCGUUUUAUGUCCAGUUUUUUUUGUUCCUUCGGUCGGAGUUGGCCGAUUCCAUUAAAGCAGCUAGUACUAGCCAGUAGUAGUUAUUAAUUCCUUAAUUAGCUUUUUAAUUAAUGGGGGUAAUGAUUCUCGGCAAGCACAUGCGUACAUCUUUUUAACAAAAAGCAUAGCCGCCAUCAUAUUCAAAUUCUAUUUUGAUUAUCCAAAGUUCUAUAAUGAUGCUGGUCGUGGUUCAACCGGUCUCGACCGUCAAAAUCGUCUACCAUUUUAGGUCCGAUAUUUUCGAUCUGAUCGGCCGGUAUAAUAGGGUUUCUUAAACCUUGACAUUAUGUUGAUUUUAUUAGGAGUACUAUAAAGAGGAUAAAUACUAGCUAGAAUGGACCUCUUUCCCAUUACAACAACACAAACUAUUAUUUCAACCAUAAAGAUUUGAUGUUUUGUUUGAUUGAGACCCACUCGAUCUGUGUUUAUGUGGCGCAUGGCUGGUUGGGACAGCGAUAACCCAAAACUGACCCGUUAAUUGUUUCAUAUUAAUUUUUUUUAUAUAGAAAUAAAGAAAAUUAUGGGAUGCACUCAUGCACACAUCAUUAUUUAAUUAAUGUUGUAAAUUUCACUUUAAUUAUUGUCUUUUGUUUUGCGGGUUUUGUAGACGAUAAAUUGACUACCAGCUGCCUCUCUCUGCUCUAUUUGCCUACUAUUCCUGUCGUCCCCCGUCAUAUGUAUGGCAAUUUCUUUAGGUUGUUCAACAGUCUUUUUUUUUGUCUGCACACACACACACAUAUUAUUUUUCUUUGGUGUACUCACAUUUUUUCAUGUAUGUUAUGCAAUCAUGUCGUUCAGAGUUGGUGAUUCAUAUUAAAACGAUAUUAAUCAU
Molecule: messenger RNA, 4755 nt
Organism: Linum trigynum
Lineage: Eukaryota; Viridiplantae; Streptophyta; Magnoliopsida; Malpighiales; Linaceae
Source: the annotation of a GenBank genome assembly